GAGGGAGGUAUUUAUUUAAUCACUGGGGAAUGGGGUGGUCUCAGCCCAAAUGCUCCCUCCUCUUGGAAGGCACAGGCGCCUCUUCGGCAGAUCCUACGUAGGUGGCACAGGACGCGUUGUGUUGUUGGGGGGAGAGAGAGAGAGAAAGGAGAAGGAGGGAAAAAAAAAAAAAGGUUGAUAGGUUUGUGCGCGGGUCCCUCGUGCGGGCUGCGCUCCUCCUGGGUGCUAUUUGACAAUUCCUGCCUCUGCCAUUGGUCAGUGUUGGAUCAGAUGGUUGUAUUUCCUUCUGGCCCUCACUGGCACCUCGCCAUCCCCCCUCAGCUAAAACCCAAUCUCGGAUAUACUACUAAUAGGCGCGGCGCUCGGACUAUAAAACACAACAAAUCAUAAACCCGGAGGAGCAGCAGCGGCCGCGCGCGCCUCCCCGACAGAUGAGUUCCUAUUUCGUGAACUCCACCUUCCCCGUCACUCUGGCCAGCGGGCAGGAGUCCUUCCUGGGCCAGCUGCCGCUCUACUCGUCGGGCUAUGCGGACCCGCUGAGGCACUACCCCGCACCCUACGGGCCGGGGCCCGGCCAGGACAAGGGCUUUGCGGCUUCUUCCUAUUACCCGCCGGCCGGCGGCGGCUACGGCCGAGCGGCGCCCUGCGACUACGGGCCGGCGCCGGCCUUCUACCGCGAGAAGGAGUCGGCCUGCGCGCUCUCGGGCGCCGACGAGCCGCCCCCGUUCCACCCAGAGCCGCGGAAGUCGGACUGCGCGCAAGACAAGAGCGUGUUCGGCGAGACGGAAGAGCAGAAGUGCUCCACUCCGGUCUACCCGUGGAUGCAGCGGAUGAAUUCGUGCAACAGUUCUUCCUUUGGGCCCAGCGGCCGGCGGGGCCGCCAGACCUACACGCGCUACCAGACGCUGGAGCUGGAGAAGGAGUUCCACUACAACCGCUACCUGACGCGGCGGCGGCGCAUCGAGAUCGCGCACUCCCUGUGCCUCACCGAGCGCCAGAUCAAGAUCUGGUUCCAGAACCGGCGCAUGAAGUGGAAAAAGGAGAGCAAACUGCUCAGCGCGUCUCAGCUCAGCGCCGAGGAGGAGGAAGAAAAGCCAGCCGAGUGAAGGUGCUGGAAAGGGAGGGGGGACGCGGAAAGGGAGAGGCCUGCGGGGCGCCCAGGGCUUCCGUGAGCCCAGAGCUGGCUCUGCGGGCGGGGGAGCCUGGGGACCCGCUCCCUGGCGUGCGCCAGGCGGGGCCCAGCGCUCUCCCGGACGCCCCCGUCCGCAGAGCGAUCGCUGGGUGCGCGGCGGCGGCGCCGCCCGAGCCCACCCAGCACCCCGAGCGCCUCCUCCCUCCCGAGGAACCCGCCUGGGCCCGAUCUGGCUCCCCGGUGAGAACUGAGGAUCGGACUCACUCGAGGUUUCCCGGAAGCAGGCGCACUGCUCUCGUCCGUGUCGCGUCUCCAUUCCGUCCAUGUCCCCCCCUCACCCCCCGUGCACGGUUCAAUGGUAGAUUCGUUGUCCCCUCAGCAGGGGCCUUGAAGACUCCCUGGCCCCAGCCUUGUCGUCUCUCCUACCCCGUCCCCCAAGCCACUGGAAGGAGCACAUACUACCUAGAAGUAAGAAGAGGAGCCUCAGAAGAAAACAAAGUUCUAUUUUAUUAAUUUUCUAUGUGUUGUGUUUGUAGUCUUGUCUUAGCUCUGGACGUGAAAUACUUCGGUAAUAAUAUUAAUAUUAUUAAUAACGAUGAUAAAUAAUAAUAAAGACGUGAAAACUCGCCGCUCAGUCACCUCCGAUCCUCCCUGCCAUUUUUUUUUCCUCUUCCCACCCACCUCCCAGCCACACUCUCCCCUGAGGCUGAGCAGACGGCUCAGGCGGGAGGCCGGCUGGCUGCUGGGUCUCUCUGCAGCUCGCGGACUCAACCUGGGGGUUAUAGUUGCGAUAAAGGCUGAAGCGGUUGCCCCAGCGCCGGAGUGUGCCGGGGCUCAUCCCUGCCUCGCCGCCUGCAGACCUGGGGGGUUGCACAGGGACUGUCUCCCUCGUAUUCUACAACCUUUCCUCGUUUGUCCACCACUGAGGCCCGCUAGCCAGGAGCCCUGGCAAAGACCAGUCCUGGGGGGCUGGCGAUGUGCAGGCUUCUCCGUCCUCACUCGCCCCCAAGGCCCCUGGCCCCCGGCUGGCCCACAUGGUCCAGUGUCUGCCGGCCUUGGCACUGGGCUCCUGGCCUGUGGCUUAGAAGACUUAAAAAAAGGGGGGGGGGGAACCAUUGGGCAUUUCUCUUCCUGGAGUCCCUAGAAUAGGAGCUCGGUGGAGAACUCCAAGCUGCCAACAAUCACCGAGUGAAGGGCAGGGCUGUCCCCUGCUCCUCGAAGACCCAGGGCAGGAGGCCAGGUGAUGCGGCAUUUGGUCUCUGCUCAACCCAAAGGGCCCCAUCUCUCCUGCCCCCACUGUUACCCAGGCAGAAAGCUGAGGGGCUGUUUUCCUU
Messenger RNA from Lepus europaeus (European hare), 2466 nucleotides. It is a transcript of the gene HOXB6, whose product is annotated as homeobox B6. Bases 432 to 1106 code for a protein of 224 amino acids. Gene Ontology annotation, biological process: regulation of transcription by RNA polymerase II; anterior/posterior pattern specification. Lineage: Eukaryota; Metazoa; Chordata; Mammalia; Lagomorpha; Leporidae. The transcript has 2 exons. Gene Ontology annotation, cellular component: nucleus. Gene Ontology annotation, molecular function: DNA-binding transcription factor activity, RNA polymerase II-specific; RNA polymerase II cis-regulatory region sequence-specific DNA binding. The record is from RefSeq and is a predicted model, not a curated record.